AUGUUUUGUGUUGAGUGUAGAAGAAGGAGCGUGGAUUCAGAAAACAAGAAAAUCAUAUGUACAUUCUGUGGUAAAAAGAUAGACAAGUACACUCAAGCAAAUGACACAUUCAAGCAUAUCGACUGUUUGCUUUUGAAAGACCAAGUGUUCCGACACUAUUUAAUCAACCAUAAAAUUACUCUGGACAGGUUUGUUUGUAUUUACAUUUGGCAGCUGAUUCCCAACAUUUUGCUGCACUUUUCGAACGUGAGUAUUUCAAAAAUGCAAAUAGAAGAGCUCGAGGUGAAUUUAUAUUUUGGCAACGUUCUUUUCCAGGUGACGAGCCAAGCAUUCUACACUCUUCUCCUCUACACUCUGCUAGGCAGCGUUCCGUUUUUCAAAUUACUUUACUCAAUCCACUUUAGCUCAUUUUAUAAUCUUUUUAAAAUAGUUUUUGCAGUGUGGGAGUAUAAAGAAAUUCAAUUUUAUGCCAUACUGGAAAUAUUGAAUUGCUGCUCAAAUGUCUGUGCACUCAAAUGCUUUGACGAGGAUCAUCUUAAAAUCUGCUCAACGGUACUAAUUUCAAAGAUCGCCUCGUAUGGAAUUUUAGUAUACAUAUUUAAUAGGUAG
This is a messenger RNA of Vittaforma corneae ATCC 50505, 609 nucleotides long. RefSeq lists its product as uncharacterized. Bases 1 to 609 code for a protein of 202 amino acids. Gene Ontology annotation, biological process: intracellular sterol transport. Lineage: Eukaryota; Fungi; Microsporidia; Nosematidae. The record is from RefSeq and is a predicted model, not a curated record. The transcript has a single exon.